GGCGGGCGCACAGCGGCGGGGCCGGAGCCGCGGGGGAAGCGGCGGCAGCUCCGGCUCGCGCUGCGCCUCCGCCAACCGCCGGGCACGGUCUGCGUCCAUGGGGCUGAGCGGAGCCCGCUGAGGAGGGGACGGAGAGGGGGAGCCGGUGCCGGCCGCUUACUAUGAGGACUGAGCCUGUUCUGGUUUUCAUUUUGGUAACAGAGCUGGAGCAGCCAUGCAGCAGGUACUGGAUAACCUUACUGAUCUGCCGACGUCGACAGGCGCUGAAGAAAUAGACCUGAUUUUUCUCAAAGGAAUCAUGGAAAACCCGAUUGUAAGAUCGCUUGCUAAGGCUCAUGAGAGACUAGAAGAUUCUAAACUUGAGGCUGUCAGUGACAACAACCUGGAGCUGGUGAAUGAAAUUCUUGAAGACAUCAGCCCUUUAGUAAAUAAAGACGAAAACAUUGCGGAAUUGGUUGGAAUACUCAAGGAACCCCAUUUUCAGUCACUCUUGGAAGCACAUGAUAUUGUGGCUUCAAAAUGUUACGAUUCCCCUCCUUCUAGUCCAGAAGUCAAUAAUUCUUCAGUGAACAACCAGAUCGUUCCAGUAGAUGCUAUUCGUAUUCUUGGAAUUCACAAAAGAGCAGGAGAACCUCUGGGUGUUACAUUUCGAGUUGAGAACAACGAUCUGGUAAUAGCACGAAUCCUCCAUGGUGGAAUGAUAGAUCGACAGGGUCUGCUGCAUGUAGGUGACAUUAUUAAAGAGGUGAAUGGCCACGAGGUUGGAAACAAUCCAAAGGAGUUGCAGGAACUGCUGAAAAAUAUUAGUGGCAGUGUCACUCUGAAGAUUCUCCCCAGCUACAGAGACACGGUUAUUCCUCAGCAGGUUUUUGUGAAAUGUCAUUUUGAUUAUAACCCAUAUAAUGACAACCUCAUCCCAUGCAAAGAAGCGGGGCUGAAAUUUUCUAAAGGAGAAAUUCUUCAGAUUGUAAACCGGGAAGAUCCAAAUUGGUGGCAGGCCAGUCAUGUCAAAGAAGGAGGAAGUGCAGGGCUCAUUCCUAGCCAGUUCCUGGAAGAGAAGAGAAAGGCUUUUGUUAGAAGGGACUGGGACAACUCAGGGCCUUUCUGUGGAACAAUAAGCAGCAAAAAAAAGAAAAAGAUGAUGUAUCUUACUACAAGAAACGCGGAAUUUGAUCGUCAUGAAAUCCAGAUCUAUGAAGAAGUAGCCAAAAUGCCUCCUUUUCAGAGAAAAACGCUGGUCUUAAUUGGGGCCCAAGGAGUGGGACGAAGAAGCUUGAAGAACAGGUUUAUAGUACUGAAUCCUACUAGGUUUGGAACUACAGUGCCAUUUACUUCACGAAAGCCAAGGGAUGAUGAAAAGGAUGGACAGGCAUACAGAUUUGUGUCACGAGCUGAAAUGGAGAUGGAUAUUAAAGCUGGCAGAUACUUAGAGCAUGGAGAAUAUGAAGGAAAUCUUUAUGGAACUAAAAUUGAUUCUAUCCUUGAAGUUGUUCAGACAGGAAGGACGUGCAUUUUGGAUGUGAAUCCACAGGCCCUGAAAAUACUGAGGACUUCAGAAUUCAUGCCCUACGUAGUGUUCAUUGCUGCUCCAGAGUUGGAGACACUGCGUGCUAUGCACAAGGCUGUGGUAGAUGCUGGAAUUACAACCAAACUUCUCACUGACACCGACCUGAAGAAAACAGUGGAUGAAAGCGCCCGGAUCCAGAGAGCGUACAACCACUACUUCGAUCUGACCAUCGUAAAUGACAACCUAGACAAAGCCUUCGAGAAGCUGCAGACUGCUAUAGAGAAACUGAGGCUGGAGCCACAGUGGGUCCCCAUUAGCUGGGUGUACUGAGAUUGCUGAAGAUGAGCUUAAGUAACAAAUAAAAUCAACUGCAGCAACCAAACUAACGUGACGGGAUGUGGUGUAGAUAGCGAUGAUAACUGCAGCGCCUGCGCAUUUUUACUCUGUGUAUAUUCAAAAGUACACUGCUCUGACUUUUUAUAAUAACGCCGAAGAGAAAGUGUACUUAAAUAUGUAAUUUAUUUUAAUUUUUCUAACUUUUUACAGAUAACCUUUCUAUUCAUAUCACACGAAGGAAAUGCGUUUAAGCAUUUUAUACGUUUUGAUUUUAGUACCUUUGCCUUUUUCAUCGGAGAAACUUUCAGUCCUUCACUUUAACAUUUACAUCUCGGUCUUACAUUUUCACUGUGACUAAAAAGAGGAUACUUGAAACAAUUUUUGUCGAACUCGGUCACGUCAGUGUUUAACCGCUCAAAAGUCUGUCGCUUUUAUUAGGAAACAACAGAUUUCUUUUUCUUUUCUCCUUAAAAAGCAAUGAUUUGACAAGAGUAGAAUCUCAAACGCUAACAGCGACAAGCGGCACAGCUCCAUUGCUCCAGCUUCUUUCUGCUGAACGUUGAAGCAUUCUUGAUGUUUCAUGAAUUCCUGACGUCUCUUGAUUUAGGCAACUGUUCUGUAGGUUCCCUUAUGCGUCCCUUGCAAUCACACGAAGCAAUACCUUGCAAGCUGCUCAUCAGCUGUUCUUGGGAGCCUGCCCGUCAGAAGCCUCUCGUGGUGGAAGUACCUGCAGCAGGGAGCGUGUCUGCAAGGUAAUUCAGUGCAGUGGUGAUGUAGCCAGAGAGAACCUGAUAGCGGAGCCUUGUAGAGCAAAGCUUAAUAUCCAGGACUGUUGUAUUCAUGCAUGUGGAAACACAUUGAUUUGAGAAACAAAACAAAACAAAGAAGAACCCAGCCCAGCGUUUUCUUUUCUUAGGACAUCGUUUGAUGUUUAUGUAGUGAUCUGUGGCUUAAUUUCCUGAGAGAUCUAGCUGAGUUUUGUGUUCUCUUUUGGAAAACUGUUGUAUUUUUGAGUGUGAUGUAAUGGAAUUUCUGUGCUCUUUGUUGCAUUGUGCUUUUAAUUGAUUUUUUCAUUAGGUAGCUUGUGAAUUGGAAGCCUGCUGCUAAAAAUCCACCCUGUUCAUCAUUUUUGUGCUUUACAACGUACUUCUUUUUGUGUUUGGUGACAGUUGUCCCCUUUGUAGGCCCAUAGACAUAAGUCAUAUUAGGUUUGUUGAUCAAAGCUUAUGCUAAUGUAAGUUUCUGCUUGACAAGAACAAAAUGAAAAUACAGCCUGUCACCAAGACUUGCUCUUUUUGUGAUCACAUUUUAUAUUAUCCUGUUAGCUGUUGUAUAUAGCAACAUUCACCAUUCCAUAGCAAGCUAAACAGAAGUCAUCUAUAUUUGCUUAAUUCCUCUUCCAUCCGGUGACAGGCACCUUGCUUCUGAAUUCUUUUUCAGCACCAAAGUGUGAUACAGAACACUGCAAAAAGCAAUUCUUCUUGUUUCUAAAGGAAAAGAGGCCUGCGUGCUGUAAAGCAUCAUUGGCUCCUGGGGCUCUUAAAGCCUUCUACGU
Molecule: messenger RNA, 3398 nt
Organism: Coturnix japonica (Japanese quail)
Lineage: Eukaryota; Metazoa; Chordata; Aves; Galliformes; Phasianidae
Gene: PALS2
Product: protein associated with LIN7 2, MAGUK p55 family member
Molecular function (GO): protein binding
Source: RefSeq, a predicted model, not a curated record